This is a messenger RNA of Menidia menidia (Atlantic silverside), 791 nucleotides long. NCBI's taxonomy places the organism in Eukaryota, Metazoa, Chordata, Actinopteri, Atheriniformes, Atherinopsidae. The record is from the annotation of a GenBank genome assembly.
CGCCGUAUUUCAUUCAGACCCUUCGCGGCCCUUGUGAAAAGGUCCAUACACUGCCAUGGACAGAGUUACAGUUGUGACAUAUGGUUUAGGACUUCUGGGUUUGCUACUUCUGCAAGGAAUGAUCAUUGUGGAGGGGAGGAGUACGUUUAACUCUGGAAACCAUGUUUUUGAUCUCAAAGAGGGUGAAGACGUUCAGAGCAAGAUCCUAGCUCUAUUAAUACGCAAAAGCUUAGUUCCUGUUCCAAAAGAUGAUUCGCUGGGUGCAGAGCUGGGCAAUAAAUUAGCUGAGCUGGAGGAGCUGCGGGCUCUGAGGGAGGACCUGGAACUGGAGAGCAAGAUUAAGGCUAAUUUGGCAGAAGGCAAAUCCACUUCCAGAAAGCGAGGUGAACCUUGCUUCUGGAAGUACUGUGUCUGACGGAUGGUUUAAGAGGACUCCCGGUGAAUACUUGCUGCAAAGCCCGACAUAGCCUUAAAACCUGCAACACCAGUAAAUCUAAUCCCAAUAUAUUUAUUCCAGCAAUAUGGAGUUACACCACAGUCCGUCUCAUCAAUAAAAAAUUUCAUUUUUGUGCACUAAAGUCCUUUCAUCAAAGAUGUGAAUGUUGAAUGUGUAAAUAAUCAGCUGGAAAUACUUGAGAGUCAAAUAUGGCCAAAAUGUACAGAACUCUAGGGACGUGAUGGUAUUUCACAUUGGAUUUUAGUUUGUCAGCAUCUGGUGUGUUUGUCACCCUCCUGUGGGACCGGGUGGAACAUUUUGUACACCACCGCCAGCAAUCGCCUCACCUGUCACU